UGGUCGUGGGACUGUCCCAAGUGAGAGUGCUCAAGGCUGACACCUCUUCAGUAUCUUUUUUUAUUAUUUAUAACUAAAUGCAUGGAAACAACCGGAUGUUUUAAUAGCGGAUUUUUUAUUUACAAUGUUUUUAUUUUGUAAGUAGUCGUGUUUAGAGGAAGUUUUAGAUUUCAUAACGAGGUUGAAUUUCGGAUGAAAGUCGCUUGAGUUCGGGGGUUCCAAGAUGAACUUCAAUCUGACGUUCAUCAAAAGUUCGGUGGUGGUGUUCCUGCUGUGCUCUUGGCUGGUGUGCUGUGGGGCAGAGCUGAAUGGCGUGAUGGCGACCCAGUGGUCCGGCGAUGACAGGAACCGGACGCUGCAACACAAAAACUGUGUGGAGAACCAGCAGUACCUCCACCAGGGCCUCUGCUGUCUCAACUGCCAGGCUGGUACAUUCAUGCUGAGGGCGUGCGACCGGGACAUGGAGCAAGGGACGUGCAUGCCCUGCGAACAUGGCUUGUCCUACACAGAACACUCCAACGGGAUGAACCGCUGCCUGCCCUGCACCCACUGUCGCAUGGACCAGAGCCAGACAGUGCCCUGUACCAGUACAGCAGACACCCAGUGCCAGUGUCAAGCGGGCACCUUCUGUGUGCCAGAGCAGGCCUGUGAGGUCUGCAAGAGAUGUGCCAAGUGUAAAGCGGGGGAGGAGGAGGUGAAGAAAUGCACCCCCAUCUCCAACACUGCGUGUAGGAAACGAGACAUCUCCACUACCCUCCACCCGAUUGUCAUCCCCACCCCCGCCCCCAUCUCUGCAGAGACCAUAGUUACGCCAUUGGUCAUUCUGCUCUUGCUCUUCCUCCUCUUCAUCGGGAUUGGUGUGUGGCUUUGGAUCAAGAGGCCAUGUACAUUUCGGCCAGUUUGUCUCUCAGGUUCAGACAGUCGCUGUGACUCCAGUGACAUUGUGAAGAUUGCCAUUGGUGAGAGUGGACCCACAGCAGAGGAGAGACAGAACAGCCAGAAUGCUGGCCUGGAGGGGGAGGGGGGGGAGGAGGUCCGUCCCGAGUCACGUCCCCUGCUGCAGGAGACCCAGGGCGGCCUGAUCAAGGCCUCCCAUCCCCUGGGAUUGGGGGAGGAUGAGGACCGGGGCCUGGGCGACAGCCUGCCCAACACCACCAGCUCCUCCCAGACCAGCCUGUCGGCCCUGCCCACCGCCGGGGCAGCCUCGUCGGGCAGCUCCCCCCGACACAGCCCCUCCGCCCAGAGACUGCAGCCCACAGCCAGGGAUGAUCCUCUGCAGAAGAGACUGGUGUCCCUGAUAGGGGAUGAGACGUCCCUGAAGAAGAGCUUUGACCUCUUCGAUGAGUGCCUGGACGUGCGGAUCCACAACAAGUUUUUCCGCUACAUCGGCGUCCAUGACAACCACAUCAAGAUGGCAGAGAGUGCCCCCCCUAGCGACAAGGUGUAUGACCUGCUGAAGAACUGGAUGCAGAAGGAGGGCCUGAAAGCGGACAUCAACUCCCUGCUCCAGGCCCUUCUCAGUCUGGACCAGAGGCGCUCCGCUGAGAGCAUUGCCUUCGCUGCCAUCCAGAAGGGCUACUACAAACAUGCAGACAUGCCCUGACACCCCCAGCCCACUGGGGGGCGCUGCCUCAGAGACGUGUGGAUUGAGAUUAAAUAAAAAAACAUUGAUGAAAGACAACGUCAACUCUUAUCGGCCUAAUUGGCCUGAUGUAUUCUGCCUAUAUGCCUGUGCCUCUAAAACAACACCAAUGGAGGAGUUGGAGAUAAACAAUGUUGUCUUUUGAAUAUCUGCCAAUAUGGUCUGGUGUAUUUGGCCUAAAGGCCCGUGCUUUCUAAAACAAAAUAUGGGUCUGGAGCUCAGCUUUGACCUCCAUGAUUUUACGCCCCACCCCUUCUCUCUGAGCGACUGACAUGGCUUAUAGGCCAAUACCGAACCCUGGGACAGGGACAUACACUGGUUUGUAGGAGUGGCAUUAGCUUGCGCGUUCCUAUGCCCAGGCGUUGCUGACGCCUGCCAGAUAUUACAAUGCCUGGAUAGGUAUUUUAAGUAUCAGCAAAUCACAACAUAUGUUAUACCAAUCUGUCAGUCGAUGACACAGUUGAUGGCGUGGCACGCAACCAUUGGUUGGUGCAUGUAACGUCUGAGCAAGGGAACGCAACCACUAUGUCACUGAUACUGCGUCUACUUGAUGCACUGGCCUCUGGCACGUGUAGGGUUUAGAGAUACAGGUAACAAAUGCCCAUAUUAGGCAGAAGGUUAUAUGUUUGAAGUACAGGUAGAGAUAGGCCAUUUAAGCAUAAUGCUGUUAAAAAUUACAGUAAAAUACAGAUCAUAUUGUACUAUGUUAGUUUAAAAUGCAGGUUGGUAUGAGUCAUGACCAUAUUAGAAGUAUUUUAGCCAAAGUUAGAUAUGGUCCAUUUUAAUAUUUGCAUAUUUGUGUGUAAAUAUGUGUUAUACGGUAGUCCAUUACUGUUACUGUUUUGUUUUUUGAAGUUUCAGAAUUCGUUUAUGAUUUAAAACGUGCCAUAGGCUCAUUUAAAGUGUAUAAGUGCAGGCAAGGGCGAAGAUUUUUUUUUAUUUUUUUUAUGCAUAAAUGACUAAACUGAAUGUUUUAUAGACUGCGUUUUUAGUUAUUUCGUUUUUCAGUGUUGAUGCGUUCUCACACAGCACUUGUUGGAAGGAGUUUCCGUAACUAUUUCUUUUGUUAGUCAAAUGUUUCUCAAACAUUUCCCACAAACACUCAGAGCCCUCAAGGUUUCAUAGCUGCUUUAUUUAUUGACAUAUUUAUUUUUUUGACUGAGAUCAAAUAGACAGACAGGAGUGGCUGACCUGCAUUUGGGGUUCAUCCUGUCCUGCUCGAUGGCGCCCCACUGAUUAAAGACUAUGUUCAGUCAGUGCACAUACUGUCAAAGAAGUUCAUAGUUACAGUAUAUAUGCCAUUUCUGCACAUUAUUCAGUCAAGGUGGUCAUCAUAAGGUCACUUUUGUAAUUAUGCUUAACUCAACAUUUGUGGACUAUUGAAAAGCGUUUUUCUCUCUGCCUGAUUCACACUGUACUUUUCACAUUGUCCAGUAUAGCUCUGCCCGGGUUUGGCUCAGUAGUGUGAAAAGGGUAAUAAUGUAUUGAUAAAAAGUUGGACUCCUUUAUACAUGUCAACAAAGACAUGAAUAUACAGGUACGCAAAGCACGUUGUUUCUCAUUGUUUGGCUCUGUCAAGAAGAUGAAGGAAAGCUUUUCUGGAUAUUUAAGUCCAAGUUAUUUUUUAUUUUCUGAAAAGUCCAAGUGUAUUUCCUGUAGCAUCCUUUGUACAUACAUUACCAAGAGUGGAUUUAUGUGCUUCACAUUAUAUAUAUAUAGAGAGUUUUAUUAACAAAAAAAAAAAGCCUUAAAGCUGAAGGAAUACUAGUAUAUGAUAUCAUACUAUAUAUCAUACUAAGUAUGAGCACAUUAAACUUGGUUUAGCCCCUUUUUCCCUCUAGUCUAGUGGCUACACUUAUGUAAAAGAGCGAAGAAUCCUUUUUUUUUGUUUUUUAAGCUGACAGAUUUGAAGCUACAGUGCUGGCACUGCCAUCUAUUGACGGACAAUGAAAAAACAGCCUGCAUCAAUUUCUAAUUCUUCUUAAUGCUUUUCUACCACCAUUUUUUAACACACCUCUUCCAUUAUAAUAUUACCUUUGAGACGGCUUUUGGCUCUUUUUUUCAUGAACUUUUAGGAGUUAGGAUUAUACAUUGGCGUUCAUAUCAUGUUUGCGCUGUGGCGGUCUCACACCUCACUUCUGUUUAUUUAGUUGCAUAGCUCAAAAAACAUUUUCUCCCUUCGACAAUUGUUUGCUAGUGUCUGGAUUUCAGAUAAGAAUGUGUCAAAGCCAUUGUGUUUGUUUAAUGUCCGUUUGAAAUAAACAUUUUGUACAAAUAUCCCA
This is a messenger RNA of Oncorhynchus tshawytscha (Chinook salmon), 3924 nucleotides long. RefSeq names its product tumor necrosis factor receptor superfamily member 10A. Gene Ontology annotation, molecular function: TRAIL binding. NCBI's taxonomy places the organism in Eukaryota, Metazoa, Chordata, Actinopteri, Salmoniformes, Salmonidae. The coding region runs from base 224 to 1603 and encodes 459 amino acids. Gene Ontology annotation, cellular component: plasma membrane; cell surface. Gene Ontology annotation, biological process: TRAIL-activated apoptotic signaling pathway; positive regulation of apoptotic process. The record is from RefSeq and is a predicted model, not a curated record. The transcript has 10 exons.